Molecule: messenger RNA, 399 nt
Organism: Cylicostephanus goldi
Lineage: Eukaryota; Metazoa; Nematoda; Chromadorea; Rhabditida; Strongylidae
Source: the annotation of a GenBank genome assembly
AUGAACAAUAUCUACUAUUUUGUGCACAAGAAACAAAAAAGGGUGAAAGAAGUGGCUAUCUCAUGUCAGAAGCUGCAAAACGAAUUUCAUGAGCACAGCAUAGUUGAAGUGACUACCGAAAAGCCGAAGAAGAAAAAGGGUAAAGGCAGAAAGAAAAAGAAAAAGAAGCUUGAACAACAGUCCUCUACCUCCGCACCAACCACUGUAUCAACGACAAAAAAGCGGAAAGGUCACAGGAAGAAACACAAGGAUAAAAAUGCUAUAGGCACCGAACAAACCAAGAGUCCUCGGCAUCUAUUCUCUCCUCCGGGUGUACCUCAUUUCACUACACCUCGUCCUCAUCAGAGCAGUUUUUUGCAUGGGGUCAUCGACCCAAAGGAUCCGCAGUUCUCUAAUAGA